Messenger RNA from Lynx canadensis (Canada lynx), 3929 nucleotides. RefSeq names its product coiled-coil domain containing 113 (gene CFAP263). Gene Ontology annotation, biological process: cilium assembly. The record is from RefSeq and is a predicted model, not a curated record. Gene Ontology annotation, cellular component: ciliary basal body; axoneme. Lineage: Eukaryota; Metazoa; Chordata; Mammalia; Carnivora; Felidae. The coding region runs from base 76 to 1209 and encodes 377 amino acids. The transcript has 9 exons.
CGCGCGCCGCUCUGCCGUUCGCACACGGCGCUCUUGGCCUCACUGAGCAUUGACAAGGGCCGCUUGGGCAGAGUGAUGAGUGAUGAGGACUCUGAGACCCCUGCCACCGAGUUACAGGGGGGAGAGGAAAACGAGCUGCCUAUUAUCCAGCUGUGUGGGUUGGUGGAAGAGCUCAGUUAUGGAAACUCUGCUCUCAAAACUGAGACAGAGAUGUUUGAGAAAUAUUAUAAUAAACUGGAGCCCAGGGAUCAGCGACAUCCACGGUUAUCAGAAAUUAAAAUCACAAGAGCAGAAUAUGCACAGUUACGAGGCAGGUACAGAUCCAAAUCCCGCGUAGGUGUGGACCGUGCGAUAGGCCUCAGUUACGACCAAAAAUGUGAGCUUGUACUAAAGGAGCUGGAUGACAUGAAGGAUGAAAUAAGGCACAUGAGAGCAAAUGCUGAACGAGAUCUGCAGCACCAUGAGGCAAUCAUUGAGGAAGCUGAAAUGAGAUGGGUUGAAGUCUGCAGAGCCGUGCAUGAGUUUAAAAAAGAUGUUCUAAAAACUAUAUCCAAGAAGAAAGGGAGUAUUUUGGCCACUCAGAAAGUGAUGAAGUACAUUGAGGACAUGAACCGCCGGAGGGAUAAUAUGAAGGAUAAAUUAUGUUUGAAAAAUGUUUCUCUCAAAGUGCAGAGGAAAAAGAUGCUUUUACAAUUGAGGCAGAAGGAGGAGGUGGGCGAGGCCCUCCAUGACGUUGAUUUUCAGCAGCUGAAGAUCGAGAAUGCUCAGUUUUUAGAGACCAUUGAAGCAAAGAAUCAAGAACUGAUCCAGCUAAAGCUGGCAUCUGGAAACACCCUGCAGAGACUCAAUGCAUACAAAAGCAAGCUACAGCAAUCAACGGAAAUGUCCAUCCAUCUGGACAAGGAGAUCUUGCUGAGAAAUGAGUUACUUGAGAAAAUUGAAAGCGAAACCCUACAAGCAGAGGAGGACCGGGCCAAGGCUGAGGCCGUGAACAAGAGACUCCGCAGACAGCUGGCUGAGUUCCAAGUGCCGCAGGUGAUGGUGUACGUGCGGGAGAAGAUCCUAACUGGGGACCUGGAGAAGACCAUCAAGAUGUGGGAAAGGAAAGUGGAGAUUGCAGAGAUGACCUUAAAAGGCUACCGCAAGGCUUGGAAUAAAAUGAAAACCACCAAUGAGCAUUUGCAGGCAAUUUGUCCCCCUGGGAAGUAGCCAGAGGGAGGCCACAGCUGCAGACCAGAGUGAUCCAUUAAAGUAAUCAGCUCCUUUCCAGUCAAGGGGUCCUCUCACUGUUCCCUGUGCUGCUUGGUGUCCCCGACUCUCCAGCCACGCUGGCAGGCAUUCCCCAGGCCACAUUUGCCCGUGGGGAGUGUUUUCACAGCCUGGCCCCUGGAACGGUUAACACUGAAAGAACCACAGGGCACUCUAAUGGUUUGACACUUGUUAGCCCACAUUUAGUUCACAAGCACAAAUGAAAGUGACCUUCCCGCAUGUGGGAGUGGGACAGAGGAGGGAGAGCCAGCCCAGUGUGCACCCUGGGCCUGUCCAUGGCAGCCCAGGUGUGCAGCUAGCAAAAACAAUCACCAUUAAACAGACAGCAAAACAGAAUGUGACUGCCCAGCACUCAGCAUUCUGAGCUUACUCCUCAGUUGGGUUAGCUCCUAGACUAGAUACCAUUGCAAAAGAAAACAAGCACAAAGAAAAACAAGGUAAUUUCUUGGGGCUGAUGUAACCUGUUCUGACCUGAAAUAGGCCCUCUACCCUCCCCAGAGUCCCCACCAUAAUAAUCAUAGUACAUGGGUUGUAUGUCCACAACAGAAGUCCUGCCUAAUUCCCUUAACCCUUUCCUCCCAAUGUCUGGGCUCUUUCUAGAGCUGUUUGCUGGCAAUGAAUAUACGUCGGCCUUUUUUUCUCCUUGCACGUGUGCUGGGGACCAUCCACCUUGGCCCAGCCCGGAAUGUUUUCUCUGUGUAAUGGUGAAAUGUUCUUUGUAGCUGAGUGAAGGCAGCAAAUUCUCCCAGUGGUGGAAGGCAGACAGCGGAUGGCUGGUUUUCUUAGUCUUGGACAUAAUCCAGUCGCCAUAGUCUUCCACCUUGAGGUACAGUAAAAAGCCAGGGCAUUUCUCACCCCCGUGGGACAAGACUCCUCUCAGCACCCACAGAUUCUGUUGCUGUAGCUGGCACAUCAUGGGGUUUCCAGGGUCCCCCUGUGACAAAGGACAGAAGGCUUCAGGUCUAAGAAAACUCAUUUUCUUUUUAAAUAUAUCCUUGUGCAAUUUACCGUUUGUUCUAGAAAUGUUUUAUAUUGGUUCUCACUUGACGGGGUAAAUUAUAGGAUACUAUUUCCGAUCUAGGCAGCCACCACCACGAAUUCCAACAAGAUGGAUUUUCCUUUUAUCGUGCAGAGUAUUUGCAGGCUUCUGCCAUUUGCCUUUAGCUUCCUGGUUCGCAUUUCAUUUUCAUGCCCCUUUGACUAAAUCCUCACUCUCGGUUCCUCAUUCCUCCAAUGUUGACCAGGCUGGGUUCCCGGCUUUUCCACCUGGCAGCUGCCUAUCAGCACACCUGCUCACCAGCCCUGCCCGUGCUCUCAGCCUUCCUCUGGGACUCAGGGAUUCUACCACACAGACCUUACCUCCUUUUAAGGGAGUGAUGAGAAGCUUGGCACGCUUACCUAGAUGUGUGACCCCGGAGAGUCAUCUACUUCUCUCUGAGUAAAGUGCAGAACCCUAACAGUGCCUGGCACACAGUACACAAAGAAUUAGCUACUAUUAUCCUGGUAAUAUAAAAGGCCAUCAUUUUAUGUGAAAAGCUGAGAAAUAUGAGAAGAGCAAUAAGGCAACUACUAGGUAUAAUUUACCUUAACUGCCCCAGCCCCAAGCCUCCUCUUAAGGUAAUACCUGACCCCACUCCAACCCCGUGGUCCAUCUUGCCCCAAGAAGGGCUGUCAUUCAAAGGCUGACCAGCCCCUUCGGCCCACGUGGCCCGCCUAUGCAGAAGGACUGGGCCAGCACAUGGUACUCUUGCUGCCCUGUGCUGCCAUGGAGCAGAGGGCAGAGAUUUCAUCCCAAGGGCUGGCUGGCUCUGCUACGACUGUUGAAUGGGCUCAUAUCUGCACCCUAUCAUGUCUGCCUGGGGCAGAGAGGCUGUCCAGCCAAGCAUGGCAUGGUCUUCCCUUCUGUCACCAGUUCCAACCCCAAUUUGCUUUAACUGUGGUUCCAUAGCUGGAGGAAGACAAAUAGUGCAAUUUAGGACAAGUAGUUUGAUGAAUGAAUGAUUGUAUGGAGACCUCCCUGGCUAUUGCGUGGUUUUGCAAGUUGCCACUCUGCCCAGGAGUAGAAUACAUGGCUUUUCCUCUUCCUCACAACGUGUGGGGCCCAACUUCUGAAGCCCAAGCAGCUGAGAGAAGAAGUACCAGGUGCUCCUCUGGAGCAGCCCCACCUCAUCUCCUAGGGGAGCAGCCCCAGCUUAAAGGGGCUCUUUUAUUGUGUGAUCCUUAACCUUAACAUUGAACAAAAGCCCUGACAGUUGUGGGGAAAGGAGGGGGGGUGGGUUCAGAGUGAUUCUGCUUUUGUUGGGUUUCUGGGGACCCACUAGGCAGAUAUUGGACUUGGGUGGUUUAUUCUAUAUAUCUGAAAUAUGGCUUUGAGGACUUCUGGACACUAGAACACAUGUCCGAGAGAAGAAAGCAUCCUAGGUAGACAAGUCACCAUUUAUUUGUCUGAGCCAGUUUGCUAGCACAGUUCAAAAACAAAGGACUGACUGCAGGUGUGCUACAGACUAAAACCAGACUAAACUUUGCAGGUAGAUUUGAAGAGGUGAUCAUUUAGAGUAGAAGCAGCUUACCAUAUCCCAUUGAAUCUAAGAUGCUCUUGAAAAAUUAUUAUCGUUUGGGGAACCUGGGUGGCUCAGCUGGUUAAGCCUCCAACUCUUGAU